AUGCUUGGUUUUCAUAACAAUAUUGCUAGAAAUGCAGAUAGUAGCAGGAGAAGGUAUAUAACCGAAGAAAUAGAAAAACUCGGAAAGGGGAAUAUUUCUGCUCAGAUUUUUACGUUUCAUGAGUUGAGUGUUGCUACACAAGGCUUCAACACCGAGACUUUGAUAGGUGAAGGCGGUUUUGGGAGGGUGUACAAGGGUCAUAUCGAAAGCAAAAAUAUAGAUGUUGCAGUCAAGCAACUUGACAGAAAUGGGUUCCAAGGAAAUCGUGAAUUCCUCGUGGAAGUUCUGAUUUUGAGUCUUCUUCACCACCCUAACCUUGUAAAUUUAGUAGGCUAUUGUUCAGAUGGUGACCAGAGAAUACUAGUUUACGAGUACAUGGCCAAUGGUUCACUCGAGGAUCAUCUCCUAAAUAUAGGUCCGGACAAAAAGCCGCUUGAUUGGAACACGAGGAUAAAAGUUGCAGCAGGAGCAGCAAAAGGACUUGAAUAUUUGCACGAGACAGCUAAUCCUCCAGUGAUUUACAGAGAUUUUAAAGCAUCCAAUAUACUUUUAGACGAGAGCUUUAACCCGAGACUUUCUGAUUUUGGCCUUGCCAAGUUAGGUCCUACUGGUGACAAAACACAUGUUUCUACCCGGGUGAUGGGAACCUAUGGUUAUUGUGCACCCGAGUAUGCAUCCACAGGUAAGUUGACUACAAAGUCAGAUGUGUACAGCUUUGGGGUCGUGUUUUUGGAGUUAAUCACAGGUCGGAGAGUCAUUGACAAUUCAAGACCGAGUGAAGAGAAAAACUUAAUUACUUGGGCACAACCUUUGUUCAAAGACAAGAAAAAGUUCCAUUUGAUGGCGGAUCCAUUGCUCGAGGGUAACUACCCAGAAAAGGCACUCUCUCAAGCUCUUGUGGUUGCGGCUAUGUGUCUCCAAGAAGAAGCUUCUACAAGGCCUUUGAUCGGCGACAUUGUAACUGCUUUAGACUAUCUAUCUGUAGGCAAGAGCCAAGCUGAAAAAUGAAGAAGAAGAAGCACAAGAAUCAUCUGCAAAAAAUACUGGAAAUAAUACACCAGAUGAUUAUUAGAAAGACAUGAAAAUUGUAUAAAUGAAAUCAUCUGAUUCUGUUGUUGGAUAUCCAACCCGAUUUCAAUGAACACAAGACCAGUUUAUUGAAAAGUUUAUAGAAUAUUUUGUAAAGUUUUUUGUUUUGUAUAUAUUAUAGUGCAUAUUAAGGAGUAUCGGAUAAGAUUUUGGAGUAG
Olea europaea var. sylvestris is the source of this 1247-nucleotide messenger RNA. Its product is annotated as probable serine/threonine-protein kinase PBL23. Gene Ontology annotation, biological process: protein phosphorylation. The record is from RefSeq and is a predicted model, not a curated record. The transcript is spliced from 5 exons. Bases 1 to 1008 code for a protein of 335 amino acids. NCBI's taxonomy places the organism in Eukaryota, Viridiplantae, Streptophyta, Magnoliopsida, Lamiales, Oleaceae. Gene Ontology annotation, molecular function: ATP binding; protein kinase activity.